GAUGAAACAGACCGAUGCGUCGCAGCCGCCGUCGCCGCUGCGGCGAGCGAGCUCGGAUGCUGCGUCUCUUCACAGUUGCGUGAUGUUGUCGCGGUAAGCUUGGCAGGGUGAUAAACGAUACCGCGGGCGGAUCGUGUCGCGAAUGUCGUCGACGCGUCGCGAAUCGCAGCUCAAAUGUCGAAACAACGGAGAGCCCGUUCCCGAUUCAAGGUGAUAACUCCACUUCGAUCGUUAGUUUUCUGUGGUGAAAAUAGACAAGACAUGGAAGAGUGGUUGAAUGCACUAAGAACAGCAGUGGAGAAUCGACCUCAGGGUGAUCCUGGAACUGCCGAGUUACUAGGAGGUAAUCAUCAAUGGUAUGCGACUAAUCAUGCCAGACCUACGUAUUGCAAUGUUUGCAGAGAUGCUCUGCAUGGGGUUACUUCCCAUGGUUUAAGUUGUGAAAUCUGUAAAUACAAAGUUCACAAAAGAUGUAGUGCAAAAGCAAUAAACAAUUGCAAGUGGACCACUUUAGCAUCCAUUGGAAAAGAUAUCAUUGAGGACCAAGAUGGGAACAUCACAAUGCCACAUCAGUGGAUGGAGGGAAAUUUACCAGUGUCCUCAAAAUGUUUUGUUUGUGAAAAGACAUGUGGCUCUGUACUUAGGCUUCAAGAUUGGCGGUGUCUAUGGUGCAGAGCAACUGUACACACAGCAUGCAGACCUGCCAUAAGUAUCAAGUGUCCAUUAGGACCAGCUAAACUCAGUGUAGUGCCUCCUACGGCUUUGCAUAGUAUAGGUAGUGAUGAAGCUUGGGAAGCUGUUAGACCUACGGGAUGCAGUCCACUUUUAGUAUUUGUAAACAGUAAAUCUGGUGACAAUCAAGGUGUUAAGUUUCUUAGGAGAUUUAAACAAUUACUGAAUCCCGCACAAGUGUUCGACCUUAUAAAAGGAGGACCAGGUCCAGGACUAAGACUGUUCCGUCACUUUGACCCGUUCCGGAUACUAGUGUGCAGUGGAGAUGGAUCGGUGGGAUGGGUGCUUUCGGAAAUCGAUCGACUUGGAAUGCACAAGCAAUGUCAGGUUGGAGUACUACCUUUAGGAACGGGAAAUGACUUAGCACGCGUAUUAGGCUGGGGAGCAUCGUGCGACGAUGACACGCAUUUACCUCAGCUAUUGGAAAAGUACGAAAAAGCGGGCACAAAGAUGUUGGAUCGAUGGAGCAUUAUGACGUAUGAACGCAGCAUAUCUCUGCCAUGUCACAAAGUGACUCUGCAUCAGCCCGAUCCGGCUAUAAAAUCGAGUGUAGCUCAUCAGUAUGAGGACAGCGUUCUUGCUCAUAUAACAAACAUUUUGCAAUCCGAUCAAGAGAGCGUAGUUAUAUCUAGUGCCAAAGUUUUAUGUGAAACAGUGAAAGAUUUUGCAACACACAUACUGGAAGCCAGUCUAAACACAGGGGACCAACAAUUGGGAGAAAAAUGCGAAACUCUUCACCAAAAACUUGACUUAUUAUUGCAGACAUUAUCAAAAGAGGAGAACUAUUUAUUUGAUAACGUAGAAGAAACUGACAUUGGCACUCUAAAUACUGAAACUUUGAACAGCAACCAAGAAAAAGGUGCUUUAGAAAAGCCAGAGAAGGAAAUGACGAAUUUAAAAAAAGUCAGAAAAAGAAAAUGUUAUAUGGAGAGAGACGUUGUGAUGUCUAGAGCAAACAGCUUGAAGAGAGCUAUCAGGAGAUUAGUGGAACAUACAGAAUCGGCCGUCGAUGAACAGAACGAUCCCUCGGAUGAGAAGCAAGGUAACAAGAUGCCAAAUAUUACUAUAACAUCCGAUAAUUCGUCGAUGAAUAUUGCAACAAAUAAUUUAGAUAAAAAGCAACAUUUGGAUAUUCCUGGCUUAUUACAAACAGACCAGACAUCCGACAAUAUCAGUUUAAUGCCAACUCUAGAAUCCUGUAGCAGUGUAGAGAUAUCACCUUGCCCGAGUCCUACUCCUAACGUGGCAUCUUUAAGCCCGAUGCCGGAUUUAAGAAGGGAUUCGCAACCAGAAGAAUUACUUACUCUCCCUGCGCCCGACGGUUUCGCUGAUAGCAGACGAAACAGCGAAAACAUACCACAAGGAGUUUUCAGUUUUGAUUCUCCCGCAGCACAGACUGCCGGCUGUCAACAAGAAGCGCAAAUAGCUGCUAUUAACAAUAAUUUCCUAUCGUCCGAACAUACGCAAAUAGAACCUGUCUCCGACAUUCCAAUCACCGUGACAAAGACCACUUUAGACACAAGUACACCAUCAGACGACGCGACCACCAUACAAGACACUAUCGUUUCUCCUGACACAGAUUCGCUUCAUUCUAGAAAUAUCUCGCCACAGCACGCGCAAAAAUCCGCGAAAGUCAAACUGGAAAGAGGUAGCUGUACUAAUAGCAUCAUUAGUACAGACAGUAUGGUUUCUGAAACAUUGGAUUCCAGAAGUUACACCAUUCGAAAUAGCGAAAGUGAAAUCGGACAUAUAGACAGUGAUAUAUUUGAUUCCACCAAGAGAUCGGAAAGUUCGGAGAUUGGGCACAUUGACUCGCCGGAUAAUUCCGACAAACUUUCUACGGAGACACAACAUUCGGAAAGUGGCUUAGAGGAUUUGAGCUCCCUUGGACAGGACGUGAUCAGCGCGACAAUGGGCGAGAAAUACGAUUCUGUUAGAGAGGGCUUAGAAAUCGAGGAAUCGCGAAGAUCUUGCGGUUUAGCUCAAUUCAAUGAAGGGAAUGACAUUGCAAGGCAGUCUUUCAAGACGAGAAAUAUAAAAAUGGAUAAAGAGCAGGGAAUGCUAAAUAAAUAUAAAAUUGACGGUUUGACGACAUGCGUACGUGUGUCGGGAACUAAAUCGCUGCAACCUAUUGAAACGAAUAUAGUAUCUGCCAAUCCGCCAUUUGAUAAUGUUGAAAAAGAGAAAGUGUCUGAUUUGCUAAGUCCAGUAUGCUGCUUUACCGUCUUGUCGGACAACACGCAGGCCAACGAGAAAUGUUCUAUAAACUUUCCACCACAGAUUAGCGUUAUCGUUGAUCCACCAAGUCCGUCGUUGUCGAUUGAAAGCCAUCAGAAACUUAAUUUGAAUUACAACCUAGAUCCACAUGAUAAACAAUACAGUAGCGGCAGUAGUAUGGAGAGAUUAAGCGUGGAACUGCCCGAAUCGGGUUUUUCUCCGCAAGCUACACGGCGUAUCAGUAGCGGCAGCUUGUUGAAAGCAACGGAAGUUGUGACAUUGGCAGCUACUACUGCUCGUCUAGGUGGUUCGAGCAUGAGCUUGCGUCACGAAAGAGCAAAAUCUGUCGACAAAACGGAGGAUGUGAAGAAACUUCCAAUAAUAAAUCCUCUAGUUCGAUUGCCAAUGUGGCCAAAUGUGAGCGGUGGAGCUGGCCUUAUCAGUCAAGCGUUACUGGCAAACGCGGAUGCUCUGUGUGCAGCAGUAUCGCCAUUAAUGGAUCCGGAUGAAUCAUUAAUGGAGGGCUACUUUGAACGAUGUGUCAUGAACAAUUAUUUUGGAAUUGGCAUAGAUGCAAAAAUCAGUCUCGAUUUUCACAAUAAGAGGGAAGAGCAUCCUGAAAAAUGUCGGUCGCGCGCUAAAAAUUAUAUGUGGUAUGGCGUCUUGGGAUCUAAACAAUGGCUACAAAAAACUUAUAAGAAUCUUGAGCAAAGAGUGCAAUUGGAAUGCGAUGGUCAAAGGAUACCGUUACCUUCUUUACAAGGAAUCGUUGUGCUAAAUAUACCAAGCUUUAUGGGCGGUACGAACUUUUGGGGUGGUACGAAGGAAGGAGAUUUAUUUUUGGCACCGUCAUUUGACGAUCGCAUACUGGAAGUGGUAGCGGUCUUUGGGUCCGUUCAAAUGGCCGCUUCGCGACUUAUUAACUUGCAACAUCAUAGAAUAGCUCAGUGCCAGACGGUCCAGAUUAACAUCCUAGGGGAGGAAGGUGUUCCGAUACAGGUCGAUGGUGAGGCUUGGGUUCAACCACCCGGUAUUAUAAGGAUUAUACAUAAAAAUCGCAUGCAAAUGCUUUAUAGAAAUAGGGCGCUUGAAACUUCGUUAAGAGCAUGGGAAGAGAAGCAGCGCAACACGUUAAGCGCCGUAACUCAAUCCACUUCUACUCUAAGCAGUACAUCGCAAUCGCAAUCCAAAGCGCAUUUGCCGAUAUGUAAUAAACCGCCUCAGUUGAACGAUGAAGAACUCAUUAUUCUAUUCAAUUUUAUUGAAGCAGUGACGACCCUUGUUAAGUGGGUAAAAUUAUUGAUUAUAUCUCAUCCGAGCCUCGAGCCAGAUCUGUAUCAAGUCGCCUUGCGUACAGCAAAUGCGCUUGAACAAGUGCAUCCGGACGGUAAAAUCUUACAAGGGACGAGGUUGAGACCUAUGGUAACUGAAUUGGUAUCAAGUGCGAGACAAUUAUAUGAAGAAUCUUGCGAGUUGCUACGUGAUAAAGCUCACAAUUUGGUGGGUAUGAGAUUACGAGAGGAUUUGGAAAACAAGCUAUCUAUAUCUUUAGCUAAUAUGGAACAAGAAUUACGAAAAUGUACUUUUGAUGAAAGAGGGACAGGACUGGUUUACUUGCAAAACGCUCCCGCAGACGAUCAGGGAGAUAAAAAAAAUCGUCAUCGAGGGUUGUUCUGGUUAAAGUUCCGUCGUUUCGCCGGCAACUCGGGCGCCGUGGGUCAUCCGGCGCGAGAUCAAGUUACUACAUGGGACGUACAGGAGGUGUGCACCUGGUUAGAGAAUCUGCAAUUGGGAGAGUACGCCGACAGAUUCGUGUCCCACGACAUACGCGGCAGGGAACUGCUAACGCUAGCCCGUCGUGAUCUAAAAGAGCUGGGCAUCACCAAGGUGGGGCACGUUAAACGCAUCUUGCAAGCCAUCAAUGACCUCAACAAUUGAAUUUACGAGUUACGUUCACAUAGAGACGUUAAGUUUUACACGUUCCGAAGCCAAAAACAGGAUUGCGUAAGUAAUUAUAUAGAUAUCUAGAUAGUGUUUGACACAGUAGCAAAAGAGAGUAUCUUCAACGCAUCAUUCCAAACUAUAUGCAACUAUAAUAAAUCGAUAACAGAGAAGAUAAAAUUUAGAAUUACAUGUUUGACAAAAAGAGCUUUCAUAAUAAUUCGUAGAACAAGAUAGAUAGAUUAUUAUAUUCUUACCCUAAAACGUUAAUUAAAAUAUGCAAUUUCCGAUACGCGAAUGAUACUAAAAUAUUAAAAUAUUUAAAAAAAAGACAAUGUUAAGCGAUAAAAAUUACGAUAGAAUUGUAUCCUUUAACAUUGUCGUAGAAGAAAAUCACUUUUUGCCUGUGCCAAAUAUUUACUUUAUACUUAAAAUUAUGAUAAAAGGAAGCAAAAAAAUGAAUUUGUUGUCUCAUCGACAAAUUUAUAGCGCAAUUCUAUUUAUAUAUACACACACACACACACGCACACAGAUGCACACACAUAUAUAUAUAUAUACAUAUAUAUAGUACAAAAUAUGAAAUAUGUCACAUCUCCCAAGGGGAUGAAUUUUCCCUUCACUCUCUCUUACUGAGGUAAGACGAAUCCAUGACGAAAAAGAUUCCGUAUAAACUACACACAUAUAUACGGAAUAGAUAAUUCUUGUAAAAUAGUAAUUUUUUUACAUUACGGACUAUCCUAGAAUAAAAAAAUUUACAACAUCUCGGGCAUACAUAUAUUUAACAACUAUUGCGUGUAUUUCGUUCGAAAUUCAUCUUACGCGGCAUAAGUAUCUUAAACCUGCGAGUACUACAUUCUUGAAGAAGCGUUUCCUAUUAUCUCUGACGUAGAAAAAUUAAUUAUUUAACAUGUGUAAUUUUUAAUUCUUUUGGUUUAUUCUGAUUGUCUUUUAUAUAUAAUAUAAAGUCGAGCUUUGUCGAGCUACCGAUGUAGUGUGCAAUAUAAAUAUAUACGGAUGUAUAGAUAUCUUGUAAUUAUAUACACAGAUUUGUGACUUUUUCGAUUGUUUGAUGAUGUUAAUAAUUAGUUUGAAAAGCAAUGUCUGGGCCAAGAUGCAUAUGAAAGUGAUUCUACAUAUAUCUUCUCUUAUGGCAAUAAACACGAUAAUUAAGAAAAGACCUAGAGAUGCAAAAUGCACACAUUAUAGUAGUUUUAACAACAUUAUUAAAUGUAUAUGAUACAUAAAAAUACUUUCUUCUUCCGGGUUUGUAGGUAACAACUUGCAGAUAGCUUUUGCUUGUGAACUUCUUGCCUUAUAAAGCUAGUCUUCAUUUUCUUACGCAUAUAAUCUCAGUUAUAAAUAUUUAUCUAUUUUUAUAUAAUUAUUUUUAAACGUAACGUAUACAUAUAUAACCACUGUGCUAUCAUUUGCAUAAUCUUCUAUCAGCAAUAAUCAAAUAUUUUGCUAUUGAUAAAGGAGAUGUAAUUUUUUUGUUACGUUAAUAGCCGUUUUUUUUUUAUUCAUUUUUUGUUUUGUUAUUCUGUAAUAAUCGAAGAAUCUCGAUUAUUAUACUUCUUAUAUACAGAGAGUAAUUCUCACAGAUGAGCAUAUUUAGUUUAUGCGAUAAAACAUGUCAUUAACAUAAAAGUAAAUAGAAAGUAAAACUCGAUUAACUGACAAACUUAAAACAAAGUAGAAUCAAACUGUGAGUACACACUAAAAACAAUUACGCAGAGAUAAAUAUAAAUUAUUGUAAUACAGAGAAAAUAUAAAUUCUUUAUUGACAAUGUUCAACUACAAAUUCGCCACAGGUCUGAUAUUAACGCACUACGAUUCACUUAUCUUUCUCUUUUAUAUAAUAACUUGUAAUAUAAAACAUGUUAACGGAUUUAAAACCAAGUUAUUUACGAGUUAACAAAAUUUUCUUUACAUUCCAAUACAUAUAUCUAAAAGGACAAAAGUGCCUACUCUAGAUUCACUAAUCUUACAUACAGACAAGGAAUACAGUCAUAUAUACUGUUACAUGUACUGUAUAUGAAUGAUAUGGCAUUAAUUGCGUAUUAUGCUUUUUUUAUUGUUAUUUUAGAAAUACGAAACUUCGCUAACGCGCAAUAUUUAUACAUAUACAUAUAUAUCUAUAUAUAAAAAUAUUUUUUUUAUAUAACUAUACAAAAUUUACGUCGUUACAGUCAUGCAACAAAACUUCGCAUCUUAAUAGAUAACAUUGUUGCAAUACAAUAAUGUAAUGCAGUAUUAUGUAGGAUAAUAUUACAUUCGAUGAUUUUUAAUUUAUACAAUCUAAUACCUUUUUGCGAAAGGGGGGGAGAAAAAUUAAAAAUUUUAAUCGAAAUUAUAACGUUUAAAUAUAAUAUUAUAACACUGAACUUUAUAUAAUUGAAUUAUUUCGUUAUAAUAUAUAUCUUCUAGAGAUAAUUUAUUGAACGUCUAAAAAAAAUCAAUUUAAAAAAUAAUAUAAAUAAAAUUAAUAAAUUAGAGAUAACAUUCAUGUCUCCUUAAAAUUGAUCUUUUGAAUAAUCUCCAUGUUUAUUUAUAUAAUACUUGUCAAUUCUUAUUACUUAGUCUUCUACUACUUUUUAAAUCUAGAGAUAAUUCUGUAAAUGUUAUCUUGUGUAUAUUCGUCGGAGAUAUUUUCUGUAGUAAAAUUUCUAAUAUACAGAAUUGACAAUCUCUCUCGUAUUAUCGUGUAUAAUACGCACGAAAAUAUAUUGUUGUAAGAUAUUCCUUUCCAAAAUAAUGAAUACACACAUACACACAUAUUGUUGUUUUGUAUACUUAUUAAAAUAAAAUAUUUAAUAACAUACAUACCUCACAAUUUAAAACAUUGGAAAGGUAUGUUACAUAAAAACGAAUGUAUUUAAUCGUAUUCAAUUAUUGUUCCUAGAAAAAAAUAUACCAUUUUACUAUAUUAUUAAUAAUGUAUAUGUAAUCAAAGUAAGUAAUAGUAAGUCUCUUUGAAGGAAGUUGGAGAAGAAUAGUAUUCGUAGUUUUCUAGAAAUCACGCGCAUCAUAUUUUUCGAUUUUUUUUUUCACACUUGAGAUGUAUUAUAUGAUUUUGAAAGCAUUUUACUCUUUUGUAUCUGUGAUAAAUUUUGUGUAGCUGCUUAAUCUUCUAAUGCAAAAAAAUGUGUUAUUAUAACAAGUAAUUAUAAAUAUGUAUUCAUACAGUGAAUUGUUCCUUUAUUGCUUCAAUCGGAUGUACUAAUUUUUUUUGUUUCCUUUUUAUACAUAACUAUUUUGGCUUAAUUAAAUAAUAUCUUUGAAACGUGCAUAUAAAA
Messenger RNA from Cataglyphis hispanica, 8186 nucleotides. Its product is annotated as diacylglycerol kinase eta. Bases 175 to 4887 code for a protein of 1570 amino acids. Gene Ontology annotation, molecular function: ATP-dependent diacylglycerol kinase activity; protein binding. The transcript has 22 exons. Lineage: Eukaryota; Metazoa; Arthropoda; Insecta; Hymenoptera; Formicidae. Gene Ontology annotation, biological process: lipid phosphorylation; diacylglycerol metabolic process; intracellular signal transduction. The record is from RefSeq and is a predicted model, not a curated record.